UGUCAAAGCCAUGUGAAUAUUAUUUGUUGACAUGGUUGACGAUUAAAAUAACCUAAAAAGUAAACUUAUUUUUAAUUUUCUGUACGAAUUUGCCUACUAAUACUUAAAAAUGGCUAAAGUUAAAAACAAGAGGAACGCUGGGAUGGCUGAUAGAGUUCAGAAUAAGAAAAAAGCUAACGCGAGCAAGAAAACGUUAAAUCCUUUUGAGGUUCAUAUAAAUAGGGAAAAACUUAAAGUUUUGGGCAAGAAAUCUAAACAUGAUAGAGGUUUGCCUGGUGUUUCGCGUGCGAAGGCUAUACAAAAGAGAAAGGAAACCCUUGGUACAGAAAUGAAGGUAAUGAACAAAACCAACACAUUCAUUGACCGUCGCAUCGGUGAGAAGAACAACCAGAUCUCAACCGAGGACCGCAUGGUGGCUAGAUUUGCUGCGGAGAGAGCCAAACAGCAUAGCAAGAAGAGUAUAUACAACCUGGCUGAUGAUGAGAUAUUGACUCACAGAGGCCAAACCUUGGAACAAAUAGAGAAGUUUGAUGAUCCCAGGUCAUCUGAUGAUGAAGAUGAAGAGAAGAAAUUUGGAGGUCUAGGAAAUGAUUUCGUAUCAGAAGGCCAUUUCGGCGGUGGAGUCUUAUCAAAAUCUGAGUCAAAAGAUGGCGCAAAAUCCCACAAAGACUUGAUAGAACAACUCAUAGCUGAAUCUAAGAAGAGAAAAGCAGAGAAGCAGAAAGAGAAAGAGCAUACUCUGGAUUUAACUGAGAAGCUGGAUUCAGAGUGGAAGGAUUUGCAACCAGUUGUAUUCAAGUGUCAGAAAGAGAAGGAAGAAUCGUUGAUAGAUAAGUUGUUGAGUAAAGAGGAAAAGGGACAGGACUAUGACAAGAUGAUGAGGGAGUUGAGAUUCGAGAAACGCGGAACGCCCUCAGACGGCCUCAAAAGCAAAGAGAAGCAAGAGGAAGAAGAAAGAAAAAAGAUAGAAGAGAUGGAGAGACAAAGACAGCAGAGGAUGUUUUCAGAGGAAGAACUUGCUAUAUCCAAAGCACCUACGUCAAAACAUAGGUCCGCAGAUGAUUUGGACGAUAAUUUUGAACUGGAUAAUACUCAAGACUUCAUGCUUGCGUAUGACAAAGACGGCAAACCCUUAGUGCCUGAACAUAUUCUUAAAGAUUUCUCAGUACCAAACGCAAAAAAGAAAUUUGAAGACGGCGUAUCUGAUAGUUCUGGUGAUGAAGCUGAAACUGAAUCUGGUGAUGAAAGUGAUGAUGAAGAGGGUGAUCAAGAAAAUGAUGACAAUUCUGAUAACGAUGAAUCUAGUAAGAAAGCUGAACUUGGUCUAGAAGAUAGCGAUGAUGGUAGUUCCGGUGAUGACAGUGGUGAAAUAUCGAAAAAAAAUAUAAAAAAUAAAACUAAUCAGAACAAAAGUAAUGAUUCUCGUAAUAAAAUACAAACUAACCAUAAAGAUAAUGAUGACGACAGCUCUCGUGGUGACGAAAGUGAUGAAAUUUCGAGUAAAGGACUUAAAAUGAAUGUCAUUGAAAACAAAUGUAUUAAAGAAACAGACAGUGAAACAUCUGAUGAUGAAAGUGAUACAAAACAGAAUACAACAGCAAAUGAUAAAAUUAAAGUUAUAAUAACUGAGAAUAAUAGUGAUCCAUCGAUAAAUAAUAAAUCGAAAAAGGUUACACCAAACAAAAAAGAUAAUUUAAAACGUAAACAAUCUGAAUCAGAUGAAGAAAGCGAAUCUAUUUCAGAGGUAGAGUUUGAAGGUUUCAGUGAAAAUCAAAUAAAAAGUGAUAUAAAGAAACCUAAAUUACUUAAUCCUGAAUAUUUUCACUCCAAAAAUGAUGCUUCAAAUAUAGAGACGCAAGUAGAAAGUUGCAAAAAGAAAUCAACACUUCUGUAUCCCGAUUAUUUUCCUCCCAAAAAUGAUGAUAAUACGCCAAAAAUGGAAGCAGGCAGUGACAAAAAUAAAUCAAAGCUACUUUAUCCUGAUUAUUUUCCUCCAAAGAAUGAUAAUAAAAUAUCAGGAAAUGAGAAAACAAUGGCGAAAAAUGAUAAAAAGAAUUCAGUGGAUGAAGAAAAUGAUUCGCAAAGUUCAGAAGAAGAAGAUAGCAAUAUAGAUCAAUUCAAAGAUCUGAAGGAGACAGAUGAAUCGAAUGAUGAGCUAGACGACUGUAGUGAAAGGAUAGGAUCUUUCUUUGAUUUUAAAUCAGCUGAAGGAGCUAAUUUGAAGGAAUUAUUAUCGGGCAAAACGCCUGCCCAACAAUCGGCAGCUUUAGACAAACUAAUAAAAAGUUACGACCCAAGUCUAGGCGAAUCCAAUAAAGAACACUUGAGUCGAUUAUACGCACACCUAUUGCAAUACACCCACGAUCUAUUCUCAAAUCUAAAAACUGAAUCGGACAUAAUUAAAUCGUUUUUAGUUUUAAAUAAAAUAGUCCCAUACUUUUACGAUCUAAUACACCUAAAUAAAGUUUCAACUAAAAAGUUUCUAGUCGAAUUAUUAAAGGAAAAACAUGAUCAAUUCAAACAUAAGCCCAAAAAAAUACCAGAUUUAGACACGUUAGUGUUUUUCAAAUUAGUCUCCAUUUUGUAUCCCACUUCUGAUUUUAGACAUCCUGUCACAACGCCAUCUUUGAUUUUUAUGACUGAAAUCCUAAGUUUGUCUAGAUUUAGAGAUGCAUAUUCGGUUUCUAGAGGAUUUUUUAUAGUUAGUCUUAUUUUAGAAUAUAUUGUUUUAUCUAAAAGAUACGUGCCGGAGGCUUUAAAUUUUUUACGCGGGAUUUUUUAUCUGUGUGCUAAUACAUCCGUUUUGAAUCCCGUUCAAAUCGUCCCGCCAUUUCGUUUGCAUAGAGACGUCAAAAUUUUGAAUUUAGAACACGACUGUUCGGAAAUGGCGGUCGAAGAAAAAAUGGCGGCAAAAGACUUGUUGCGUACAGAAAUCGAUGAUUCUUACAAAAUUCGUUGUUUAUUAACUUCUACAUUAAUGUUAAAGGAGUUUUUUGAUAAUUAUAAUGAUUUUGAAGCUUUGGCAGCCAUUUUUGAGCCUCAUAUACAGUUAUUAGAUAGGGUUGAUUUAGAAUUAUACCCGAGUAAAGUUAGUGGGAAGGUUUCGGAGGUAUUGCAGUAUAUGAAACAGACGUUGGAAGUGAAGACGUACACACAAAUGGCGAGAGAGAAAGUCAGGCCGAAAGCUCUGAGAUUGUAUGAACCAGAUAUUCAGGAUGUAUUCACCGGCAGCAAGAGUUCUAACAUGUCUCGAGAGAACGCUGAUAGAGCUCGACUGAAGGGCAAAUACAAGAGAGAGAUGAAGGGAGCUCUGAGAGAGAUCAGAAGAGAUAAGGCCUACAUCGCCUCGGUGAAGAUACGACAGAAGAUCCAGAGCGACAACAUAAGGAAAGAGAAGGUGAAACAGAUAUACAAGGACGCAUCCAUACAACAGGGGGAGUUGAAUAAACUUAAACGCGGCAAAUGAUAAUACAAUCAACUUUCUAAUGUUCGUUUAAUGUAAAUAUUGUUGUAUACUUAUUACAAUGCAUUAAUGAUUAUAUUGUUAAAA
Maniola jurtina (meadow brown) is the source of this 3550-nucleotide messenger RNA. RefSeq names its product nucleolar protein 14 homolog. Gene Ontology annotation, cellular component: nucleolus; small-subunit processome; Noc4p-Nop14p complex. Lineage: Eukaryota; Metazoa; Arthropoda; Insecta; Lepidoptera; Nymphalidae. The record is from RefSeq and is a predicted model, not a curated record. Gene Ontology annotation, biological process: maturation of SSU-rRNA. The transcript is spliced from 10 exons. Bases 110 to 3466 code for a protein of 1118 amino acids.